GGCGCGGGGGACUAAAUGGCUGCUGGUGCAGAGUGGGGCUGCCCCGGCACCAAGGGCUCGUCCCGUGGCCGGAAGGACAAAGGACACUUAGGGGACGAGGGCCGCCGAGCCAGCGCGGAGCGCCUUCCGGCUCCGUGGGCUGAGGCGGGCUGUGGGUUGGGGCCGGGCCGACCCCCGCGGUGGGGCCCACCCCGCAGGACAAAGCAGCGGCGCCGCGCCCGCUCCCACCGCCGCGGCCCCGCCCCUCGGCGCGCGCCCGGGGCUCGUGCAUGUGAGCACGCGCGCCGGAGACGGUUAGAAAUGGCGGUUGGGGCGGAGCAGGGGGCUGACGCGGGAAGCGGGGCUGUCUGGCUCGGUUACGCCCCCGCCUCGCCAGGAAUCCAGGAGCCGUCCCUUAAGCUCCUAGGAUUUUUAGAUGUUGAAAAUACUCCCUGCGCCCGGCAUUCAAUAUUGUAUGGUUCAUUAGGAUCUGUUGUGGCUGGCUUUGGACAUUUUUUGUUCACUAGUAGAAUUAGAAGAUCAUGUGAUGUUGGAGUAGGAGGGUUUAUCUUGGUGACUUUGGGAUGCUGGUUUCAUUGUAGGUAUAAUUAUGCAAAGCAAAGAAUCCAGGAAAGAAUUGCCAGAGAAGAAAUUAAAAAGAAGAUACUAUAUGAAGGUACCCACCUCGAUCCUGAAAGAAAACACAACGGCAGCAGCAGCAAUUGAACAAUCUUGAGCACAGAAGUCAAUGUAAAUGAAGUUAAGAUCAACCACAUAAAACAUUUCAUGUGCAAUAAACUCUCAAUCAAGUAAAUAAA
Pongo pygmaeus (Bornean orangutan) is the source of this 797-nucleotide messenger RNA. RefSeq names its product cytochrome c oxidase assembly factor COX20 (gene COX20). Gene Ontology annotation, biological process: mitochondrial respiratory chain complex IV assembly. Bases 16 to 705 code for a protein of 229 amino acids. Gene Ontology annotation, cellular component: mitochondrial inner membrane; mitochondrion. The record is from RefSeq and is a predicted model, not a curated record. NCBI's taxonomy places the organism in Eukaryota, Metazoa, Chordata, Mammalia, Primates, Hominidae. The transcript has 4 exons.